Molecule: messenger RNA, 3542 nt
Organism: Polypterus senegalus (gray bichir)
Lineage: Eukaryota; Metazoa; Chordata; Cladistia; Polypteriformes; Polypteridae
Gene: prima1
Product: proline rich membrane anchor 1
Exons: 4
Coding region: 1-426 (141 amino acids)
Source: RefSeq, a predicted model, not a curated record
AUGAGAGCUGAAAAUAGCCGACAAUGCUAUGAUGCAAAAAUAGAAAUGAAGUUUACUCAGGGAGAACUUCAGCGAUCAUGCUCAAAGACUACAGAAGAGAAGGUUGGCGACAACUGUCAUCUAAUCUGUCAAUGUAGAAUAUAUCCACCUCUACCUCCCCCACCACCACCUCCUCCUCCUCCCAGGCUCUUGGUUUCUGAACCAGCCGAAUCUAAUAUUCCUCCCAUAAAUCCAUGGUGGAAUGAAAUAGGCAUCAUAGGAAUGGUGGGAUGUGCUUCUUUGGUGUUUCUACUGAUAAUGGUUACAGUUUGCUACAAGGCAAUAAAAAGGAAACCUUUGAGGAAAGAAGAGAAUGGAACAAGCCAAAGUGAAUAUGCAAUGACUUCCAGAAACAAGGUCAUGGAUGCCAACAAUACAUUUGCAUAGAAGUCCAAGUUCAACAGGGAGAACCUGGAUUCUGCACUUCUUUCCACUCUCAACCAUUCAUUCUAAUGAGGAGCUGACCUCAGAAUGCACCUGAGAUGUCACUGUUGUGAAGCAGAAGCGACAAGACUUGGAAAGAGAAGGCAAGAUUCCAAUAGAUACUUGGAGUGGAAAACAGUCCCUUGCAAUGAAACAUUGAUGAAUGCCAGGCAUGGAUAAAAGAAUUAGUCCGGAGGUUAAAAAAAAGAAAGAAUGAUACAAUUAUAUAAACUGCAUGCAGUCUGUCGAAUACAGUAUGUUUUUAGAUUCUUCUGCCUUUUAUCGUUUUUCUGUUUUGUUUUUCAGUGCUCAAUAGUGGCAGCAUUGCUUAGCAUGAAUGGCUAAAGAAAGAGAGAGUCCCAUUAUAAUUGUCAUAAAAACAUAAUGUGCAUGGACUAAGCAGCCUUCUCUUAACCAUGUAUAGCUAUAAUGCAACAUUUCAAGCAUUCUAUAAACAGAAUUAAUGAUAGACACAAGAAUUCUAAAAACAAAAAUCUACUCGCCCUUGACAUUUUCCUGUCUUUACUAUGCAAGCUGAAUCAGCUAUGUAAUUAUUUUUAGACACUGAAAAUGUAAUUUAGAACAUCAAGCAGCACUGUAAGUGAAUUUAAGAGCAGCUAUUUUUAUGUUCAAUAUUUGUUUGACCAUUUGGGUCUUUUAUCUGAUUUGCAGAUUGAAGGAGGCUUAUUUAUUAUGCUUUUGUUCUAUAAUCAGAUUUGUUUAAAAUGGAAACACAGAGCACUGCAUUCAGGCUGAAAAUCCUAAAAGAUUCAGUUCUCAUCUCUGUAAUCUACAGUGCUCCAAAGUAGGUUAGAACAGGAUGUGAUACCGCUUCAAGGUGGGAUGGACAGAGAAACUGACAGAGACAGCUUCACAUACCACAGAGCUGUUUUGCCCAUAGCAUGCAAUUUAUUUUGUGGAAAUGUUACCCAAUGUGCAGGGACCAUUGUCAGAGUGUCAAGUGCACUGAAACAUUACAUACUAAAAACACACUAAAAUUUUGGUUUAAGCAUUUAUAUUCACUUCUUGAAUUAUUAACAGUUUCACAAGGAUUUAGAAAUCUGUCUUACCUGUCUAUCAGAAGCUAGCCAAACACAGUCUUUCAUACAACGUGGUGAGCCUUGUGUAUUGUUUUUGUUUAUUAUGACAUUUUGUUCAUUGUGUCAAGUUGGAAAAACAAAGCCUUAUUGUAAUAUACCUUAUUCAUAUUCAUAAACAAUGUAUUAUAUGUGCAGCUCUGUAGUAGAUUAUUAUUCUUCACAUAGAUAACGCAUUGGUCAGUCAUUACCAUGGUGCAAUCUGAACAGUAGCUCUCUGGCAUGAAUCUUUACACUUAUAAUAACUGUUUAGUAAUUUUUUAAGAAAUAUUUUUUAUCACUGCCAUAAAACUCACACAUUUUUUUAUAGUCACAUAAAAUGUUUAAUCGAUCAUUUAAAUGUAUUUCCACCCAUCUGUUAUUUCCACAACUUUACAGUGUAUUUCAGAUGCAGCAUGCACAAAGUGUCACUGUCAUUCCAUCUAACGGCUCAUAUAGAAUGAUCCAAACAUACCAGGUUAAAUUAACAUUUGCUAGUCUAUUUCAUUAAAUAUGGAAUAUGUCACAAAACCAGAGCAUUGUGAUGAAUACUGCUCACUUAAGGCAUCCAGCUUGAAAUCAAAUUGGAGUUCUGGGAAAUGCUGAGAAUUAGCAAAAUUGAAAAAAAAAAAUCAGUUCAUCUAGCCCUGGCUCCAGCCUGAAAUAGUAUGGGGGGCAUCUUAAAUACUGGCAGGGCCUUGUGUAAUAGGCUUCCAAAAAUCCACCAACUAAAAGUUUUUAUAAGGAGCUUGACACGAUAUUUGGAAGGGCUUAACCCAGCUAAAUGGCACCCUGAAUCUGGGCCUGAAUUGUUCUUGAUUAAUGUUCCUGCCAGGAAAUGUACCUGUCCUUUGUAUAUAGCUUUUAGGUGAGAGAAGGGUAGGUGAUUACCAAAUUACAUUAAAUUCACAAUAUUACUGUGUAUUCUAUAUCAAUAUGUUACUGUAAUACACUAUAGUUAUUUCACCUUUAAGUUGACUUAAAAUAUUAACCUACAGUGGUAAAGUGGUACAUUCUUUGGUUAACAGGCACUCAAGUUGUCCAAUACAUGGGAUCAGAACAUUUUCAGAUGAAUGGAUCAAUAGAUCUCAAAUAAUUUGUUUCAUUUAACUCACUUUUUCCAGUAGAUAAUUUCAGAGGACAGAUCAUUACCAGAAUUAUGAAGGAAUCCAAUUGUGUUAAGGGUUAUUAUAUAUGUUUUAUAGCUCAUGUGAACAUCACCAGUUUUUACAAUAGGUGAAGGCUGCUCUUCAAAAGAAAACCUGGUAUCUAGCCUACAGGGUUUACAUAAAGAUAACAUUAUAAUGUCAUUGUAGUGUUCAGAGAAUUCACAGUCCAUUAUAAAAAUCCUAAGAGGUGGUUUUAACUGUAAUCUUUACUAUCUGAUAAUCUUCCAUCAUAUGGAGCCAUAAAAUGUAAUGAUUCUUUAAAUGAAUUCUCCACCCAAGAUGUUUUUUUUAAGUAUAUGCUACUUACCCUAAGUAGAUUGUAGCUGUAGCUGAGUUAAGUUAUUAAUUGUAUGUUUUUCUUGAGAAAGGACAAUUUGUCUGAUAGAACAGUACCUAAUGGUGACCAAAGCAGGCUAACAACAAAUAAUAUCAAAAGCAGCCAUAAAAAAAAUAAUCUCAUAUUAUUCAUUUUAUGUAAUCCACACAUCAAGUCACCAUGUUGUAUGCUUACAACGUGCAAAACACAUUUAUAUUUUGCUAACAUACUGUUAAAUGAAUAACUCUGGAAAAUGAAAGUAGUCCACAAACAGGAAUAUUAUUUUGGGAGGAGUAUUCCUUUAAGUUUAAAAGUCAGUUCAACAAGUACUUAUACAGAGAUGCAGAACUGUUUUAGAACUUGAUACACAUUGCACCACAUUAACAGCCCAUCUACAACAAUACUCAAAAAGAAAUCUUCCAUCAAUACCAGGUGGGCAAAAACCUAUAUUUUAUAUAUAUACAGUAUAUGUAUACAGUAUAUCCAUUUUCCAACCUGUUGAAUCUGAACACAGGGUCA